Messenger RNA from Podarcis lilfordi (Lilford's wall lizard), 3108 nucleotides. NCBI's taxonomy places the organism in Eukaryota, Metazoa, Chordata, Lepidosauria, Squamata, Lacertidae. The record is from the annotation of a GenBank genome assembly.
AUGCUGGACGCAGCACCGGAGCACGGAGAGGAGGAGGUGGUGGCUGUCGGUUGCGCUCCUAGCCGACGGAACCUGAGCCGGGUGGGCGGGAGCCUGCACGCAGUGUGACUAGGAAGGGAUUAGAAGGAAGGGCGCGAUCCUUUCCUUUCCCCUCUGCUUGCCAGGAGGGCAGGGGAUUUUCCUGCUCUUUGUUGCGUUUGAGCAAACACAGCAACCGAAAACAGAAGCGGGUGGGCAGUAAGACCCUGAGGCAGAAUGCAGGAAAGCAGCAGCUUCGCUUCUGCAGCCUUCCCUCCUCCGUGCGAUCUGAUUUUUGCCCCUGCACUCGGGCUAGUCGGCUCCAGGGACCACACGUUCGCUCAAUAACACGCACAGACAUUUCCCCUUACUUUGUAGGAGAAAAAAUGUGCGCCUUAUAGAGAGAAAAAUACGGUAUUUGAAGAUCACCAUGUGGCAUUCCAUUCAUUCCCCCAAAAGCUUAAUACCAGUCAUUAAAAUACACACAAAAAUACCCAGUUUUGUUAAAACAUUAAAAUAUGCAUCCAUAAUUAAAAAUGUACAGCAAAACAAUUACAUUAAAACAAAACAGCAAUGAACAGGCAGAAAACAACAGAGCAAUGUGUAGUAGAUAAUCUGUAUGUUGUCUAAGAAGGGGACCUUUCCCUUUUUAUUUUAGGGUCUGGUGUGCUUUGAAGAUGUAGCUGUUCAUUUCACAGAUGAGGAAUGGGAGUUGCUGGAUCCUGACCAAAGAGCUCUGUAUAAGGAAGUAAUGGAGGAGAAUCGUGGGAUCAUGGAUUCUCUUGGUAAGGCUGCCUUUUGGAUUACAAUAUCUCUUUUGGAAUUCUUUUUGAAAUUCAGUCCCUGAGGCUGUGAUCCGUUUCUUUUUGUUGCAGAUGGUGAUGAAUCAGAAAGGAAGAAUGAGGGACACCAAAUCUACACAAUGGAGAAGCGGUAUCAAUAUUUGGAGCGUAUAGAAAACUUCAGAAGAAUUCAUACAGGGGAGAAACCCUAUCAGUGCUUGGAAUGUGGAAAGAGCUUCAGUCGGAAGGAUCAUCUCACUUUUCAUCAAAGAAUUCAUACAGGGGAGAAACCAUAUCAGUGCUUGGAAUGUGGAAAGAGCUUCAUUCAGAAAUCCUAUCUCCGUUCCCAUCAAAGAAUUCACAGCGUGGAGAAACCCUAUAAGUGCUUGGAAUGUGGAAAGAGCUUCGCUUGGAAGGUCAAUCUAACAGCCCAUGAAAGAAUUCAUACAGGGGAGAAACCAUAUCAGUGCUUGGAAUGUGGAAAGAGCUUCAGUUGGUACUACAAUCUCAGUUCUCAUCAAAGAACUCACGGCAAGGACAAAUCGUAUCAGUGCUUGGAAUGUGGAAAGAGCUUCAGUCGGAAGGAUAAUCUCAAUCUUCAUCAAAGAAUUCAUACAGGGGAGAAACCAUAUCAGUGCUUGGAAUGUGGAAAGAGCUUCAUUCGGAAAUCCUAUCUCCGUUCCCAUAAAAGAACUCACAGCGUGGAGAAACCCUAUAAGUGCUUGGAAUGUGGAAAGAGCUUCGCCUGUAAGGUCAGUCUAACAGCCCAUGAAAGAAUUCAUACAGGGGAGAAACCAUAUCAGUGCCUGGAAUGUGGAAAGAGCUUCAUCCGGAAGAUAAGUCUCACAGGCCAUCAAAGAACUCACAGCAAGGAGAAUCCCUAUAAGUGCAUGAAAUGUGGAAAGAGCUUCAGUCAGAAGCAUCAUUUCACUCUUCAUCAAAGAAUUCAUACUGGAGAGAAACCAUAUCAGUGUUUGGAAUGUGGAAGGAGCUUCACCCGGGAGGACAGUCUGACUUCCCAUCAAAGAAUUCAUACAGGGAGAAAUUAUAUCAGUGCUUAGAAUGUGGAAAGAGGUUCAGUCAGAGUGCCCAUCUCACAACCCAUCAAAGAAUUCAUACAGGGGAGAAACCAUAUCAGUGUUUGGAAUGUGGAAAGAGCUUCAUCCAGAAAAGAAGUCUCACAGGCCAUAAAGUAAUUCAUACAGGGGAGAAACCAUAUCAGUGUUUGGAAUGUGGAAAGAGCUUCAUCCAGAAAAGAAGUCUCACAUCCCAUCAAACAACUCAUACAGCGGAAAAGGCAUUUCAGUGCUUGGAAUGUGGAAAGAGCUUCAUUCGGAAGGAAAGUCUGACUUCCCAUCAAAGAAUUCACAGCGUGGAGAAACCCUAUAAGUGCUUGGAAUGUGGAAAAAGCUUCAGUCAGAAGAGCAGUCUCACUUCACAUGAAAGAAGUCACAGCGAGAAGAAAGCAUAUCAGUGCAUGGAAUGUGGGAAGAGCUUUAGCCGGAAGGAUUGUCUGGCUUCACAUCAAAGAACUCAUACAGGGGAGAAGCCCUUUGAGUGCUUGGAAUGUGGGAAGAGCUUCAUUCAAAGAGCAGGUCUCGUGUACCAUCAAAGAAUCCAUACAGGGGAGAAGCUGUUUGAGUGCUUGGAAUGUGGGAAGAGCUUCACUCAUAAAGCAGAUUUCAUGCGGCAUCAAAGAAUCCAUACAGGGGAGAAGCCCUUUGAGUGCCUGGAAUGUGGGAAGAGAUUCAGUCAGAGAAUUGGUCUCGUGUCCCAUCAAAGAACCCAUACAGGGGAGAAGCCCUUUGAGUGCUUGGAAUGUGGGAAGAGCUUCACUCAUAAAGCAUCUCUCAUGCGGCAUCAAAGAAUCCAUACAGGGGAGAAGCCCUUUGAGUGCUUGGAAUGUGGGAAGAGAUUCAGUCAGAGAAUUGGUCUCGUGUCCCAUCAAAGAAUCCAUACAGGGGAGAAGCCAUUUCAGUGUUUGGAAUGUGGAAAGAGCUUCACACAGAAGUUAAAUCUCAGUUUCCAUCAAAGAAUUCAUACAGGUGAGAAGCCAUUUCAGUGCUUGGAAUGUGGAAAGAGCUUCAGUCGGUACUCCCAUCUCAGUUCGCAUCAAAGAACUCAUAGCAAGGACAAACCAUAUCAGUGCAUGGAAUGUGGAAAGAGCUUCGCUUGGAAGGUCAAUCUAACAGCCCAUGAAAGACUUCAUACAGGGGAGAAACCAUAUCAGUGCUUGGAAUGUAAAAAAAGGUUCAGUCAGAGCGCCCAGCUCUCCGUCCAUCAAAGAAUUCACACAGGGGACAAAUGA